Messenger RNA from Oncorhynchus tshawytscha (Chinook salmon), 2739 nucleotides. RefSeq names its product PTEN induced kinase 1 (gene pink1). The transcript is spliced from 8 exons. Bases 123 to 1853 code for a protein of 576 amino acids. Gene Ontology annotation, molecular function: ATP binding; protein serine/threonine kinase activity. Gene Ontology annotation, biological process: autophagy of mitochondrion; regulation of apoptotic process; positive regulation of mitochondrial fission. Gene Ontology annotation, cellular component: mitochondrion. The record is from RefSeq and is a predicted model, not a curated record. NCBI's taxonomy places the organism in Eukaryota, Metazoa, Chordata, Actinopteri, Salmoniformes, Salmonidae.
AACAUGUAUUGGAUAACAACCGCCGUUAAAUCUCAACGAAGAAGAAGUUGUGUAACGUUAUCAACGACGAGGACUGACGGAGAAAGUAAAAACAAAGCGAAACUUACCAUUUUUUGUAAAGCAUGUCUGUAAAACAUGCCAUCAGCCGUGGGGUGGAGUUGGGACGGUCGGUUAUCCAGCUAGGUCUCAAACCUGCUGGUCGACUUGCAGCAAAGUUCCGAGGUGAGCGUCUUCGUGUAGGCCAACCGGCCCGCACCGUUCAGCCUCAGACUUUCCUGCCAGUUCGGUACCGAUAUUUCCGCAUGUCGUUGAGGGGUCUUGCAGCACAGCUGCAGUCCGGUGGUUUCAGGAGGUUUGGGGGCAGCGGCUCGCCAAGAAACAGAGCAGUGUUUUUGGCUUUCGGUCUCGGUGUGGGGUUGAUCGAAAAACAGCUCGAUGAUGAUCGAAGGAGUGCUGCGACAUGCCAGGAAAUCCAGGCUGUGUUUACCAAGAAGAAGUACUGCAGUCCACUCAAGUGCUUCACCUCGGGCUACAAGCUGGAGGACUACGUUAUUGGGAAGCAGAUAGGAAAAGGCUCCAACGCUGCAGUGUAUGAAGCUGUGGCACCAUCAUCUGUGCCCAGGGACAGGGAGAGUGACCGGUGUUCCCUAAAUGACCAGCCCAGUGAAGAUGGAGAGGUGGCCACUGGGUCUCUGAGGAGCCCCUCCAGCUCUCUGGGCAUCUAUCCUCUAGCUGUCAAGAUGAUGUGGAACUUUGGGGCUGGUUCAUCAAGCGAGGCUAUUCUGAGAUCCAUGUCCCAGGAGCUGGUCCCUGCAGGCCCUCUUGCCAUGAAACAGGAAAAAGAGGAACAGAUUGCACUAAAUGGGUAUUUUGGGGAAGUGCCCAAGAGGGUUUCUGCCCACCCCAAUGUGAUCAGGGUGUUCCGGGCAUUCACAGCGGACGUACCCCUUCUACCCGGUGCCCAGGAGGAGUACCCUGAUGUCCUGCCAGCCAGACUCAACCCUGAUGGCCUGGGCAACAACCGUACUCUGUUCCUGGUCAUGAAGAAUUACCCAUGCACCCUGCGUCAGUACCUGGAGGUGAACGUGCCCAGCAGGAGAGAGGGCUCUCUGAUGGUGCUGCAACUGCUAGAGGGGGUCGACCACCUGUACAGACAGGGCAUCGCUCACAGGGACCUUAAAUCAGACAACGUGCUCCUGGAGUUUGACUCAGAGGGCUGCCCCCGCCUGGUAAUAACAGACUUCGGCUGCUGUUUGGCUCAGAGUGACUCUAGUCUCCAACUACCCUUCAACACUAUGUGGGUGAACAGAGGAGGCAACUCCUGCCUGAUGGCACCUGAGGUUGUCACUGCAGUUCCUGGGCAGGGUGUGGUUAUCAAUUACAGCAAGGCAGAUGCAUGGGCUGUCGGGACCAUUUCUUAUGAGAUAUUUGGCCAGGCCAACCCGUUCUAUGGAGCAGGUGGACUGGACAGCAGGAAUUUCCAGGACGUCCAGCUUCCUGCCCUGCCUGCCUGUGUAUCUGCUGACAUGCAACUUGUCGUCAAGCUGCUUCUGCGUAGGAACCCCAAUAAGCGCCCCAGUGCCAGAGUGGCUGCCAACAUGCUGCAUCUGAGCCUCUGGGGAAGGUGUGCCCUUGCCAAUAAGGACAGCGCUGGUAUGAAGAAGCUAGCUGAUUGGCUGCUGUGCCAGUCUGCUGUGGUGCUCCUGAGGGGCUGCGGCCCCAGUGGGAGCUCGGUGGAGGCGGAGCUACAGAGGUGCUUCCUGUCUAACCUGGACCUGGAAGACCUCCGAUUGGCUGUCAGCUUCCUCAUGUACGGACGAGAACAGGGCAGAGCCAGCAUCAUGUCGCUUUAGGUCCUCUCAGUCUAACCCAGAGACAUAUAUGUGUAACUCUGGUCUAACCCGUUGAGUUUGAAUGUAGGUGAAUGUAGUGCCAGGGAUGGAAAAUGGAAUAAAAGAUGUCACUGUGAAUUUGUGGGAACCCACCAAUAUAAAAUCAAAAUAGUUUCUCUCCCCAUUUCCACCCCUGUCUAUAGAGCUUUCAGGAAACAUAUAAGCACUUUUUAAUUAAUGCUAAGACUAGACUCCAUAUGUUAGGGGGUUGAAUUUUAUUUGGGGAAUUUUUGCACUUUAUGUCCAGUUUGGACCUGGUCAAUGACAUGCUUGAGGUUUACCCCUUUGUUUGGUUUGUGUAUUUUCCAAAUCAUCACAUCUUACCUGAGUUACACCACUACGGUCUCAUAUAGACUAUUCCAUAGCCUCUAUGAGUGUGUUUUUGACUAAGACCAUGAGGUAGUCAAUGUAUUUACUGUAUGUCAAGGAUGAUAUGAUAAAGCAUCUAAAUAUCUCCAGAUGGUUAUGUAGCAGAAUAUUAGUUCAGAUUUAAUAGCAAUACCAGAUCACUGUACUUCACAUUUUGAGUUAAGUCCUUUAUUUAAAUCAAAUGAAAGUCCAUGCAUGCAAAAAUUGAUUCAUGGGACAUUUUAGAAUAUAGUCCUAUAAAAAAUUACAGAAUGAGUUUUGUCUCUGACAACAAACACUUUGUGAAGCUACAUUUUUAAUUGUGAGAAUGUUUUUAAUAAACACUGGAUGUAGUGUAAAAGACAUCCAAAGAUUAUAAUAAAGUGUUAGUGUUUGAACUUGGUGUUUCCUUGAGUCCCUAGCGUUGAUAGCAAAAUAAUAAUGUAUUUCAUUAUCUAGCAAAGAUUGUACGCUGAUAAAUAAAAUGCAUUUCCCAUCA